UAUUUGUCAUCGACCAUGAAUCGCUUUAUCGAUAAUUGAAUAAGAAAUAAAAUAAUUUGUUUAUGUUUGGUAUUUUAUAUUCGCCGCAAAAAAAUGGAUGAAAUUGAGGAUUUUUUUAACAUUUCCAAAGAUUUUAAACGUGUAAGUGCUCCAGCGCCUGUACCCAAGCCGAAAUUAGAGCCAGUAGCAUCUACAUCACGAAAAUUAAAACGUGAGCCAGAUGCCGAAAGUCGUUACAAAGUGAAGCAGCCGAAAUUGGAAAAAGAAGAAUGUAAGAUACCAAAACCCUCACUUCCCGAAGACAGCGAUACUUUCUGUGAUGAUUACGACGAAAACCAAAGCAAUCCAUAUUUGAAUAUUGACGAUGGUGUCUACGAUCGUUUUAAGUUUAAUUUGGAACGAGAUGCAUCGUUACCCAUACAUGAUGCAAGGGAUGAAAUCUUAGAUACAAUACGCAAAAAUCCAGUUGUCAUCCUUGAAGGAGAUACCGGUUGUGGAAAAACGACACAGGUGCCCCAAUACAUACUAGAUGAUGCCUAUCGACGACGUGAAUAUUGUAAAAUUGUUUGUACUCAACCACGACGAAUAGCGGCAAUAUCGAUAGCAAAGCGGGUUUGUAAUGAACGCAAGUGGCAGGAUGGGACUGUGGUAGGAUAUAAGGUUGGCCUUCACGCCAGCUUAAGUGAUUACACGCGCUUGCUAUAUUGCACCACGGGUGUUCUGUUGCAAAAACUCAUAAGAGAAAAGACCCUAACACCGUAUACCCAUAUAAUAUUGGACGAAGUGCAUGAACGGGAUCAAGAAAUGGAUUUUUUACUAAUUGUAGUGAGAAGGCUUUUGCUGACAAAUUCACGACAUGUUAAGGUUAUACUUAUGUCGGCAACAAUGGAUACUACGGAGUUUGCCCAUUAUUUUACUAUUAGAAAAAAUCCCGCACCUGUGGUACGUGCCGAUUCGCGUCGUCUAUUUCAAGUAAAAGAAUAUUAUUUGAGCGAUUUAGAUGAUUUGAAUAAUCAUAACGUACAAGUGGAUCUGGCCGAACCUGGUAUUUCAACGGAGAUGUUUCAUUUGGCGUUAAAGUUGAUUGUUAUAAUUGAUAAUAUUGAAAAACAGGAGGCUUCUCUCAAUCCGGAUAUUACUGAUGCGACAAGCAAAACAUCAAUUUUAAUAUUUCUACCAGGCAUAAAUGAGAUCGAGCAAAUGUUAAGGAAGAUACAAUUGCUAUGUCAGGCGGAAAGAGAUAAAGUGAAAUUAUGCUGCAUACGUUUACAUUCCGUUGUAUCGCCAGAAGAACAAGUUAGAGUAUUUCACAGACCUCCAACCGGUUAUCGUAAAGUGAUUUUGGCUACAAACAUUGCUGAAAGUUCCAUAACAGUUCCAGAUGUUAAAUAUGUUAUUGAUUUUUGUUUGACGAAGAUUUUAGUCACAGAUAGUUCAACAAAUUUUACCACCUUACAAUUGCACUGGGCUUCCAAGGCAAAUUGUCGUCAGCGUGCUGGUCGGGCUGGACGUGUAAUGAAUGGCAGGGUGUAUCGAUUGGUGCCACGAAAAUUUUAUCAGAACUAUUUAGAAGACUUUAGUGUCCCUGAAAUGCUGCGAUGUCCCCUUGAGAAUGUUGUGUUGAAAGCAAAACUACUGGAAAUGGGCUCACCGCCUACAGUUCUAAAUUUAGCUAUGAACCCUCCGAACCUAAGUGAUAUACAAAAUACAAUAGUCACAUUGAAGGAAAUUGGUGCUCUAUAUAAAUACAUUGAUGGUGUAUAUGUAUCAGAUGAUGGUGAUUUAUCGUUUAUUGGACGUCUAAUGGCCCAUUUACCAUUGGAUGUCAAGCUGUCACGUCUCAUAGUAUUUGGAUAUAUGUUUGGUUCUUUGGAAGAAACAAUCAUUAUUGCUGCCGGUCUAAGUGUUCGUUCAAUUUUCAAGCUUGGCCAAUAUAGACAAAUUGGUGAGAUUAAAGCCUAUAUACAAAAACUAAAAUGGACUGAUGGUUCCGGGUCUGAUCUGGUGGCAAUUUUAAAUGCUUACAGAGAAUGGCUCACAUUGGAUCCUGAGAAUGACGAUGUGCAGCAUAUAUGGGCAAAUCGUAAAUUUAUAAAUUUACGUUCAAUACGUGAAAUGCAUCUACUUGUCGAGGAAUUAAAACAACGCUUAAAAUCAUUUGGUAUAAAAAUUCGUCAUUCCGAUCGGCAGCAAUGCGAGGAUUGGGAAAAGUCAAUAAUACUUAAAGUAAUUAUAGCUGGGGCGUUUUAUCCUAAUUAUUUCGUUUAUACGAAAUUACAAAAUCCCGACAAAGAACGUACCGAUUUCCAUAUAUUAUGUGGUCAAAAUCCAAAUCGUACCGUUUAUUUUACAAAUUUCGAUACACGUCACAUUGGUCAGUUGUAUGCACGUUCUAUAAAGGAAUUAUUCAAAGCAACCGAUAUGAAUCCGAAGAAUAUUGAUGUUAGUUUUAAAGCUAAUUGUGAAAGAGUAUUGGUGACAUUCAAAGAAGAUACGGAGGAUGAUAACGCGGAGGCAAUAAAAACUCCAGGAUCAGUGUGUGCUGAAGUUUAUAAAGCGAUCAAAAUGCGUUCUUUAAAUGUGCCACAUGCUAUUAAUGUUAUGGAAUCUCGUGCCGGCAUAAAAUAUGCGGAAGAUCAUGGCUUGGGCGCCAUGAUUGAUGGCGCUUGGAAACCAACAAAACGACUUUUGGUCAAUGCCGAGCUGGUGGUGUUGCCAUCGGUUUUCCAAAAAAAUAUUAGUGGCUACAUUACUCAUAUUGAAACUUGUAGUAAAUUCUAUUUCCAACCUCUGUCGGAAACUGAACGUAUCAAUGAAAUACAAGAAAUGCUGGAUGAGGCCAAUAAACAUGAAAACUGUAGAUUUCCCCAUCCCGGGGCUGUAGCAAAAGGCAUAAUAUUGGCAGCUCCAUUCGAUGGCAAAUAUCACCGGGCCAAAGUUAUAAAACUGGCUAAUCAGUCAAGACAUAAAACAGAGUUCAAGGUAUUCUUCAUAGACUAUGGCAAUGCGGCAAUUGUGGAUUUCAAGGAAUUACGUUACCUAUCAGAGACUUGUAAAUAUUUAUCCGACAUACCGCCUCGAUUGUUUGAGUGUCGUUUGGCUUUGGUAGAGCCAUCCGCAUUGAAAUCACCUAACAACAAAUGGACCGAUGAAGCCAUGGAAUAUAUGCAAUCUCAUGCUGAUUUGGGAAUUGUAGAAAUUGAGGUUUUCUCCGUGGUGGAUGGCAUUUCGAAUGUACUUAUCAAAAAAGAUGGCAGUACUAUUAAUAAUAUACUUGUGGAAAAGGGAUUGGCUCGCAGUGCUGAUGAAUGUUAUAUGUCAAAGACUGACCACGAUUUCCGCAUACGCAAACAAUCGGUGGCGAAUCGUUUCUUCGAAGAUGAUCACUCGAGGCAAAAUGAAGAAUAUUUGCGGUCUAUUCGUCCCGAGAUCGAUAUGGAUACUGAACCUCCACCCAGGGAAUUGUGUAGAAACGUUAUGCGGCUGCGUGGACCAUUUAGCCCGCUUGAAAGUAAUGUUUAUUCAGCCAUACGUAUUGGUACCUGGAAAUCGGUGCAAAUCGAUCGGGAUUCAGUAAAUUAUGAUAAAAUUGAUAGUGAUCCGUUCGAUAUGUAUGAACGUUUAAUUGUGGCCUCAGAAAUUAAUGAAACUUCAAACGGAGAGUCUCUGUUGAUCAGAAGUACAACUAGAAUGCCAAAUAUUCAUGGGUUUGGAGCUCUUAUGACCAUGUUAUUUUGUCCAACGAUGCAAAUCAAAUGUAAUAAAACGCGUACAAAAUUUGUUGCACUCCUUGGGGGACUGGGAUAUAAAGAGAAAACCCAAGAACCAUUGUACGCUGAACAUGAUAUUGUUCUCAAUUUGGAUGUUGAUAUACUGCCAGAUGAUAUUGAAUUGAUCAAUCAGAUACGAUCAUCAAUGGACAAUAUACUCUACACAGAACCGCAACAAGCAGAGGCUGGUAUUCAUCCCAAAGAAUUGCAAGAAAUGACAAAGAAUAUUCGAAAUCUCAUUUUAAGACUGUUAAGUAAACAACGUAAAUACAUUGAAUUACAUAUUGAUGUCAACGACAAUAAGUGGGAAAUAUUUGAUGCCAAUGAAGUUAUUACUCCCAACUCCAUAACUGAAAAGCGUUCCAUUUUUCCCCGACAUUCAUAUUUGCGUUUGUAUGAUGAGAAAUUUGAGCGUACACAUACCUUAAACACUCAUUGUCAUGAACUUCAUCGUUUGAGGCAAUUUGAUGGUACAAUUGAAGCUACCACAUGCCGUCUAUGCAGUGUACCCUUGGACAACAUUGUACAAUUGCGCAUACAUCUUCUUUCGCAAAUGCAUCGUGACCGCGAACAGCACAUUCAGUUUCAACCUAUUAUUAAUUAAGUCAAUUUCUUAUUUCAAUAAAAAAAGCACAAGUGAAUAUCAAACAAAA
This is a messenger RNA of Musca domestica (house fly), 4423 nucleotides long. Its product is annotated as probable ATP-dependent RNA helicase spindle-E. The transcript has 18 exons. The record is from RefSeq and is a predicted model, not a curated record. Lineage: Eukaryota; Metazoa; Arthropoda; Insecta; Diptera; Muscidae. Gene Ontology annotation, molecular function: RNA binding; ATP binding. Gene Ontology annotation, cellular component: intracellular anatomical structure. The coding region runs from base 94 to 4374 and encodes 1426 amino acids.